Messenger RNA from Sciurus carolinensis (gray squirrel), 844 nucleotides. It is a transcript of the gene Atxn7l3b, whose product is annotated as ataxin 7 like 3B. The record is from RefSeq and is a predicted model, not a curated record. Bases 312 to 605 code for a protein of 97 amino acids. Gene Ontology annotation, biological process: regulation of gene expression. The transcript has a single exon. NCBI's taxonomy places the organism in Eukaryota, Metazoa, Chordata, Mammalia, Rodentia, Sciuridae.
CGGGGCUAGAGCCGACCCGAGAGCGGAAGAGGCUCGGGCAGCUGACUGAGGCGCCGCAAUUGUUCGGCGGCGAGUCUAGGCCCAGGCGCUGCCCAAAGCCCGGAACCGGAGAGAAGCCAAAACAGACGGAAAGACUUGGGGUUUCGGAGCAGUCGUCGCCGCCCUCGCCGCUUCUGCCGCCAUCGUCUCCGCCGCCGGAGUACACGGCCCUGAGAGGCCCCAGGCCUAGGCGCGGCCCGCGGAGCCCGACGUGUUGCUGCCGUGAGUAAAACCAGCGCCCUCUCCACCACCACCGUCGUUUACAAAUUAAAAUGGAGGAAAUUUCGUUGGCUAACCUGGAUACUAACAAGCUAGAGGCCAUCGCUCAGGAGAUAUAUGUAGAUCUGAUAGAGGAUUCUUGUUUGGGAUUCUGCUUUGAGGUGCAUCGGGCAGUGAAGUGUGGCUACUUCUACCUGGAGUUCGCAGAGACUGGUAGCGUGAAGGAUUUUGGCAUUCAGCCAGUGGAAGACAAAGGAGCAUGCCGCCUCCCGCUUUGCUCCCUUCCUGGAGAACCCGGGAAUGGGCCUGAUCAGCAGCUGCAGCGCUCACCUCCAGAAUUCCAGUAGCUGCAACAUGAGAGAGUCUUAGAGUGACCAGGACAAUAAUAUAGACUGGUCCUGUGGCUUGGAGGAGUAAGUUAAGUAGGGAAAAGAAAAAAAAAAAAAAAACAUACAAAAGUACCAGUUCCCCUUGAAGAUCCUAGCAUUUAAAACCCCAAAGUGGAGAAUUUAGAAAUUUGAAUCCUUUUUUAAGUGUACCUGGGAUCAGCUCUGAAACCCUGGGCAGGAGAAGGUGCAAGCCUGGG